ACAAUAUUGAUCGCUUGGAGAUCUUCGAAAACAUAUCAAGAAACAUAUCCCCUUCUUUACUCUUUUGGUUGAUGAAUUGCUCGCUUUGUCAUGUCCGCCUUUGUUAAGAAUAAACUCAAGGCGGCGAGGGACGCCAUUGGCAAGAAGGACUAUAUCACAGCUCGUGAUGCUGCUCUCAAUGUCUUGGAGUAUGAGUCCGAGAACUAUAAUGCGAAUGUCUUCUUAGGUGUUGCAUACCUUGAACUUGGCGAGAUAGAUAACAGCGAGCAAGCGUAUCGUAACGCUAUAGGAUCGAAUCCUGACCAAAUAUUGGCAUGGCAGGGCCUAACAAAACUGUACGAGAAAUCCGAGAAAUGGGACAAAUAUGCGGACACUCUGCAACGUCUGACUGAUUUGUUUGCGAAGACGAACGAUGCAGUAAAAUGUGCCGAAACACUUCAGAAGUUCAUUGAGUUGCGCCGGUCUCAAGGCUCACCAAAACAAACCCAACAGUUGGCGGAUGCGCUUUGCCUUUUACUACCUGACUCCAAGUUCUACUCUGUCCUCUCUACACUUCCCCCACCUGAUCCGAGCAACCCCACUGCAAGCACGGUUUUCUUCACGCAAAGUGCGUUUCAGAACUCGUUGCCUGUCCUGGAAGAGAUCGUUGCCAUCAUCGAGAAGGACGAAGAAGACACUAUCAAAAAUGAAAUAGCGAGACGAAGGACGAGGCUGGGCGCAUCGGGACCGGAACAGCUGAAGAGGGAGGUGGGAAGAGAAGUUUGGGGCUCCUCGAAGCUACCCACAUUGUACAACGAGAUCAUGAACCAUCCUCACACUUCUGAUGACCUUCGACGCGCUACAGAGUCCAAACUCUUACACCUCAAACAACAAUUGCUCUAUGCGCUUCCAACAACCGGUAAAUUGGCUACCCAGAAGGCACGUCUAAGGGAGGAAGUAAAUGAACUGGUGAACGGCAUGGUGCUAAUUGGAAUUCCGAAUGAACUUGCAUGGAAUAUUUAUAUCGAAGGCAGAGAUGCAGAGACGAUAGAGGAAUAUGAUAUUGGCAUCCUGCGCAAGUAUAUGAAGUUUUUUCCUACGCUGCCUCUGAGCAAACUGCUAUAUGGAUACUUUGGCUACUGGGACAUUCCGCUCUCCGAGGAAGAUGAUCCCAAUGGGGACAAGAAUCAGGAGAAUGAAGAGGAGGAUUACAUGGGUGUUAUCCUCGAUGCGUUCGACGACCUCUCCCAUUCUAUCCUCGCUCACCGGAUCGUGGCUGAGGUAUAUGAGAACACAGUAGACCUUGAGAAUGCUAUCAAGGUAGCCGAGAGCGGCCUUGAGCUUGUCCUGAGACACGAGAAAGACGUUGGUUCCGGACUUCCACAUGUCGCCAGGGCUUUCAACGUCAUCUUGGGGACGUCGCUCGUCAAUCUCUACCCACCGAAGUAUCAUACUCGCGCCCUUAGGAUAAUCGACGAAGUUUUAAUCCAGGAUUCCGAUAAUAUUCCUUGCCUUAUGGGUCGUGCAUACGUGCUGCAGUUCGCUGGGAAAUGGGAUGAGGCAGCGUCGCUGUUCGCGAAGGUCGUGGAGCUUGAGCCUGAAGAUCUCCAUGACGGGUUGCGAGCAAAGGAAGAAUUCGCAUGGUGCAAAUCGCAAGCUGGUGACCCUGACGGUGGCGCAAAGGCUCUUAAGGAAGUUCUGGAUACCUUGGAUACGCUAGAAGGCAGAGAAACGGACCAGGCAAGAUGUUGGUGGAGGCUUGGUAAAUGCUAUUGGGAUAUGGGUGAACGGACGCGUGAAGAGGCUUAUCAACACUUUAUCACUGCUCUGAAGCGUUGCCCUACGUUCGCCCCAGCAUUCACUUCUCUCGGCAUAUACUACGCCGAGGUCGCCUCUCCACCAGACCCGAAACGUGCUGCAAAAUGUUUCCAAAAAGCGUUUGAGCUCGAUCCAAGAGAAGGGGAAGCUGCGCGACGUCUGGCUGAAGGAUUCGCCGAGGAUCGAGAAUGGGAUCUAGUGGAGGUCGUCGCCCGGCGGACAAUUGAUGGUGAAGGUGGCUUGGAAGGCGGAGUGGAAGCUGGCCCUCCGGCACGAUAUCUGCCCUUAAACGCCUGGGCAUGGAAGGCUAUCGGCGUGGUCGAUCUGAAUCGUCAGCAAUAUUCGACUGCUAUUCAGGCGUUCCAAAUAGCCCUGCGAACGGACGUCGAUGACCAGCUUUCUUGGCUCCGUCUCGGAGAAGCGUACAGCAAAGCGGGACGUUAUGCCGCCGCCGUCAAAGCAUUAAAUAGAGCACAAGAGCUUAACCCGGAUGACUGGAUUGCUGCGUAUUUCACCGGCGAAGUCCAACGUCAGAUGGGGCAUUAUCAGGAGGCUAUCAAUGCGUUUGAAGAGAUUCUCAAAAAGCAUCCGUCAGAGUUGGGAGUCCUGAUGUCACUGGCUCAGACCCACCUUGAGCUUGGUCGAAGCGAAUAUGCCUCUGCGUUUACUGCUAGAGCCGAAGCGUCAUAUUUAUCAAGUAUUCAGGUCGUGCUGCGGCUGAUAGAAGCAAGCCCAGGAUUCCGUCGCCUUGCUUGGAAAUUGGCUGCCGAUUCGCUCUAUUCUUUGUCACAGAUGCUCAGCUUCUCUCACGAUGAGGCUGUCGUGGAUACUGUGGGUCGCGUUGGCGGCAUCCUGGCUGGGCAUUAUCAAAAUCGCCUGGAAGGAAUCAUCGACCUUCCGCCCAUUCUUGAUACAGAGUCGCAUCCAAAGUUAUCUCUAGCUAUCCUCGAGGUUGCCGUUGCUUCGUAUGAUUAUCGUAUCACACUUGGAUCAGUGGACGACGCCGCAAGUGCAAGUACACAUUUCGAUCUUGCUACUGCAUUUUCUUUGUUUGCUCGCAGAAUAUCUCCUGGACCUAAGCAAGACCGUGUAAGAGAGGAAGCAAUCACGUCAUACAAAGAGGCUCUCUCCUUGGAUCCUUCCAGUGAUGACUACUGGCAUGCACUCGCGAACGCUCUUUUCGUGAGCCAACCUAGAACAGCUCAGCAUGCAUACGUUAGAGCGCUAGAGAUUGAUUCCAAGAAAGCAACCAGUUGGACUAAUUUGGGUUUAUUCUACCUCUACCAUGAAGAUCCACAACUUGCGAAUGAAGCAUUCUACAAGGCUCAAAUUCUGGAUCCGGACUUCGCACUGGCUUGGGUAGGGCAAGGUCUUGUUGCAACUGCUAAUGGACAUGACCGAGAAGCAAUAGCACUAUUCGAGCAUGCCACAAGUCUGAUAUCCCCUGUACCUGAAGCGGAUGUGGAAUUUGCGAAACGCCUCUUCAACAAACUUGGAUCUUCAGGUUCACGUAACUCACCAGAUGCGAUGCAUCCUGCCUUCUUCGUGCUCGACCGUUAUUGCAAACAGCAUCCACAAGACUCCAAUGCGAUGCAUCUCUUUGGUCUUGUCUGCGAAUCCAUAGGACACACUGAACUUGGGGCAGACUUGAUACAAAGAGCAAUAACGAUUCUAGAGGCAGCAUAUGAAGAGUCUGAAGAUCCUGCUAUUGAACGACAAUUCACAAUAGCUCAUACUAAUAUCGGUCGACUACGCCUCGCGCUGGAGGAACAUGACGGGGCACUUGAGGCAUUCGAAGUCGCACUGGGUCUUCUUCCUGAAGAGUCUGAUGACCCAACGACAAGCGUGCUACUUGCUCAGUCGCAUUUCGGCUCAGGAUUGGCGCAUUUCAAGCUUGGCCAACUUGAAGAUGCGCUGACCUCCUUCCAGUCAGCUCUGGAGUAUGCAUCAAAUAAUGACACAGUGAGAGGACAUGUAGUCGUCCUUCUAGCUCAGACAUUGUGGGCGUUAGGAUCUGAGGAAGGGAGGGAGUCGGCGAAAGCUCAACUACUACAAAGCACCACCUCGGAUCCUGAGAACCUCAUUGCCAUAAACACUCUCGCUGGCAUGGGCAUUCUUACAGAGGAUGACGGGCUUGUCGAUGCCGCGCUUUCUGAAAUCUUGGCUCUCCCACCACACAGUCGACUUGAGCGCGACCCUGAUGGGAACGUUGCGUACCUACUGAUGCAGCAUCACCUUGGCCAGGGCGACAUUAAGCAAGCGCUGUCUGUUACACAGGCAGCUGUUGCAGCUCAACCUUGGAACCCGAAGGCUAGGCAACGAUUAGGAUCGUUGUUACUACGUUCGGCCGAUGCUAAAUCUGCUCAGGCGAUCUUGGGGAGUUUGUCAACUGUAGAAGAGCAUGAUCUUUAUCAAGCGCGAGACUCCCUCGCGCUUCAAGCUAUCGCGGACAGCGAAGAUCCCGAGAGUUGUGACAGGGCCGAAAGAUUGGCUAAGAAAGCUGUCAUGCUUACCCCUGGACGAGACUUCAACUGGCAGUCAUUGGCAGUCGUACGCAGUCGCGUCGUUCCUACGUGAUCCACGCUGGUAUAUGGUGCAAAUGCCUGGCGUCUUCAAGUAUGCAUGGACGCAGCAAGGUGACCGUACUGAUUCCCGACAUUGGACACUACCGAAUUACCUGUAUAUUCUGAAUGGGGAUAGUACCUACUGUAAUUGUAUGUGACCUUCCUACGCUACGAUGAUGCAGACAUCUUUAAGGAAAUACUGUUGUAGCAUUAAACAUGUAAUGCCAGUCGCAUCAAAGCAUUACUGCAACUUGUAUGAUACGUGAUCUAAGGGGUGGGAUGGGAAGGAAGGAAGCUCAAAACUUCCCGAUGACCGCUCUCGCCAAUAACACAAUCCGCUCUCGAACGGCAUCUGCGUCAGCAGGAGCGGAAGCGUUGCUACGCUUGACCUGAUCGAGCCACCAGCUCAAUCGAGAUUGCAGUUGUUUAGUCGAAUAACCUUCCGUGAGC
Molecule: messenger RNA, 4811 nt
Organism: Somion occarium
Lineage: Eukaryota; Fungi; Basidiomycota; Agaricomycetes; Polyporales; Cerrenaceae
Source: the annotation of a GenBank genome assembly